AUGACCUCCAACGCGGACAACGCCAUGGCGAGAUUCCUCUUUGCCAUUCUCAAGCAAAAGAAUCUCAAGGAUAUUGACUGGACCCAAGUCGCCAACGAUCCCGUCCUGCUGCAGCCCAUUACGAAUGGUCAUGCCGCCAGGAUGAGAUACUCACGCUUCCGUUCCACCAUCACCGGCCACGAGCCCAACAAGAGACGCAGCUCCGGCGAAAAGUCGGGCAAGGUCUCCAAGUCGUCGUCCCGCCGCGAAUCACAAGCCAAAAAGGACAGCAUUGUCAAGUCCGAGUCCAGCAUCAGCUUGGCCUCGUAUCCUCAGUUCACCCCAGACGUCUCCCCCUACAUGGGCGACCUCGGCGACGACUUUGACAACCCCCGAUUCAUGACGCCCUGCAGCGACGAUAUGACGCAGCCGCUCUCCCUCCACCCCUCGGCGAUCCACCAGAUCCCCCAGCACUCCGGAAGCGGCCUCGACGCGAGUCCCGUGUUUCUGAAGCAGGAGCCCGGCCUCGAGAGCUCGCCCGAUUUCUCCGCCUUUGAAGCCGCCAUCGACAUGGGCAACUUCGAUCCCGGCGCCGCCUUUGAUCAGCACGACCUGAGCGCCACACAGACGCUCUGGAACGACCAGUUCCAGGACGGACACUUUUAA
Molecule: messenger RNA, 645 nt
Organism: Cordyceps militaris CM01
Lineage: Eukaryota; Fungi; Ascomycota; Sordariomycetes; Hypocreales; Cordycipitaceae
Exons: 3
Coding region: 1-645 (214 amino acids)
Source: RefSeq, a predicted model, not a curated record